AUGAGAUCGAAUCUAAACUGUGAAGCAGGUAAGUUUUCAAAGAUCAAGGGUGUAGGAGUCUUUAGUAAUGAUGCACAUGAUACAAAUAUUCCAGUAGAAGUGUGGAGAUACUAUUUGCUAACUAAUAGACCAAAGGUAUCAGACAUAUUAUUCACAUGGACAGAUCUUCAAGCAAAACUGAACACUGAGUUGCUGAAUAAUUUAGGCAAUUUCAUUAACCGUGUCUUGAGAUUUAUUUCUAAAGAUCCAGGUUCUUUUCUUGCACUACUAUCUUAUCUUUUUUACUUGAAAGUGAUUCAAGAGGUGGUAGAGGUUCAGGAUAAAAUUCCAUCAUUCUGGAUGCUCCAUCUGUUAUCAAACACACUAGGAGAUAAAAUUGGUGCUUAUGUGGAACAAUAUGUGGAGACAAAACUAUAGCAGGUCAAGUUGCUGCACUUGUCCUUUGCCACACCAGAGAACUAGCUUAUCAUGUCAUAUUUUCAUUUGUA
Messenger RNA from Lactuca saligna, 488 nucleotides. Lineage: Eukaryota; Viridiplantae; Streptophyta; Magnoliopsida; Asterales; Asteraceae. The record is from the annotation of a GenBank genome assembly.